This is a messenger RNA of Colossoma macropomum (tambaqui), 4027 nucleotides long. It is a transcript of the gene map2k7, whose product is annotated as mitogen-activated protein kinase kinase 7. The coding region runs from base 53 to 1393 and encodes 446 amino acids. The transcript is spliced from 12 exons. Gene Ontology annotation, molecular function: protein kinase activity; ATP binding. Lineage: Eukaryota; Metazoa; Chordata; Actinopteri; Characiformes; Serrasalmidae. Gene Ontology annotation, biological process: protein phosphorylation. The record is from RefSeq and is a predicted model, not a curated record.
CUCUGAGUGCGAGUGCGGUGUGUGUGUGUGAGUUUUGUGCCGGAGCCGCUCGAUGGUGCUGCUGAAUUUUUCCAAGAUGUCGUCGCUGGAACAGAGACUCUCCCGAAUCGAGGAGAAGCUGAAGCAAGAAAAUAAAGAAGCUCGGAGACGAAUCGACCUCAGCAUCGACAUGAGUCCACAGCGCUCACGCCCCAGGCCGAUCAUCGUGAUCCAGCUCAGUCCUGCUCCAGCCCCCUCCCAGCGUGCAGCUUUGCAGUUGCCACUGGCCAACGAUGGCGGGAGCCGUUCAUCUUCCUCAGAGAGCUCACCCCAGCACCACUCAUACCCCAGCAGACCCCGACACAUGCUCACGCUGCCCACACCACCGUACGGCCUGCAGAAGAGCUUGGAGAAUGCUGAAAUAGACCAGAAGCUACAGGAAAUCAUGAAACAGACGGGUUACCUAAAGAUUGACGGACAGCGAUACCCUGCAGAGGUGACGGACUUGAUCAGUGAGGGGGAGAUUGGCAGUGGCACCUGUGGGCAGGUGUUUAAAGUGCGCUUUAAGAAGACCGGCCACGUCAUCGCUGUUAAGCAAAUGCGGAGGACGGGUAAUAAAGAUGAGAAUAAGAGGAUCCUGAUGGAUUUGGAUGUGGUGCUGAAAAGCCAUGACUGCCCAUACAUCAUCCAGUGCUACGGAGCUAUAGUCACCAACACAGAUGUGUUCAUUGCCAUGGAGCUGAUGGGAACAUGUGCAGAGAAGCUGAAGAAGCGGAUCCAGGGGCCCAUACCAGAGUACAUCCUGGGGAAAAUGACCGUGGCGAUUGUGAAAGCUCUGCUGUAUCUGAAAGAGAAGCAUGGCGUAAUCCACCGAGAUGUGAAGCCCUCCAACAUCCUGUUGGACGCUAAAGGCCAGAUCAAACUCUGUGAUUUUGGCAUCAGCGGUCGCCUCGUCGACUCCAAGGCUAAGACUCGCAGUGCUGGCUGUGCUGCAUACAUGGCGCCUGAGAGAAUAGACCCUCCAGAUCCCAGUAAGCCAGACUAUGACAUCAGGGCUGACGUUUGGAGUCUUGGCAUCUCUCUGGUGGAGCUGGCCACAGGGCAAUUCCCAUAUAAGAACUGUAAGACAGACUUUGAGGUUCUGACCAAAGUGCUGCAGGAAGACCCUCCUCUUCUGCCUCUCAGCAUGGGCUUCUCUCUGGACUUCCAGUCUUUCGUUAAAGACUGCCUCACAAAGGAUCACAGAAAAAGGCCAAAAUACCACAAGCUGCUUGAACACAGUUUCAUUCGGCGUUACGAGGUGCUGGACGUGGACGUGGCGGGCUGGUUCCAGAACGUGAUGGAGCGCACUGAGUCUCCACGCAGCAGCCAAUGCUACAGCCAACAUCAGCUCCACUCACUGUUCAGCAGGUAGCCAGACAGAGAGAGAGAUGGAGCGAUGGACGGAGGGAGAGCGAGAGGAUUGUGUGCAGGUUGGGGAUCGAUAAAGGUGCUGGUUGAGAGAUAAAAAGAGAAAGAGACUGAGGGACGGGGCAAGUGAUUUAUGGACAUGGUUUGAGAGAGAGUAAAAGUGAGAGCCUGACUGACAGACGGACAUGGGCAAGUGUGCUGUAAAUCUGAAACAUAUUUAUAUAUCUAUAUUAAUAUAUAUAUCUAUUUUUUUCUUUCUUUCCAUCCACCAGUCUUUCAGGACGGACGUUAGUGUUAGCAGUAGCUAGUUUGUGCACAUUCACUUAUCAUAGCCCAACAUGUAUAGUGUCAUAGACUUCCACUACCAACAUAAGCUAUAGUCCACUGUACAGCUGUGAAUAUUGUCAGACGAGGAGUUCACGUACUCACAUUACGCGUUCACUUCCGUUCAAUCAGUGUAAGCCAUAGGUGGCUGCGCAGUGGGUAGCCACUCUAUAGAUAAUGUACAGUCAUAUAUUGAUAGCAAAGUCAUAAAGUCAUUUAGCACCAUGGUCAUUAGCUUCCAGAUCCUCCAUAGCCCCUUACUCAGGGACUGAACAGAGUAGUCUAACAACACUGAGCCAAGGUGAGUGUGUGUAUGUUUGUGUGUCUGUAGUACAAGUCUUAGUAGACUUGUGUUUUAGUAUACGGCAAGUCUUCACAUUACUGCACGGAAGCAGUGCAGCGAAACAGUACAGGAAAUCAGAAGAGGAUUUAGAUAGUGUCCUGAAGUGUAUUACUGUUGACGUUUUUGAGCUAACACAUUUCUAACUCACGUUUAUAGAAUUUGAACUUGUUGGAAGAUUUCAUUGAACGUUUUACUUUGACUAACUUUCAUGCAUCAUAGAUACAUUUGAUGGGAUCUUGUUUGACUGUAAAGAUAAAACACAAAAAAAUUAGCUUGUAGCGUUUUAUAUAUAUAGACUACACAGUAUAUAUACACCUCAGGAGCGCAAUCGGUAUGCAAAAGCAGGAAGACUGAUAGUCUGUGAAUGGAUUAUACUUGUGAAGAAAGGCAUCAGACAAAAUCAUGGCCACCUGAGACCACAUACUGGUUGAAGGAAGUGAUCAGGCAACAGGAGAAAAGUUGUCAUGGUGACUGAGCUGUCUUCUAUUGAUUCCCGCUGAAGAGACGUGGGAAAUAGAAAAUAGAUGGAUAGGAAGAUGGAUAUGUGUAAAACAGUGGUAUUCAGGCGAUCAAGUGACAAAGAUCUUAAAAAAACAUCAACAAUGGAACAUUUUUGCUCUAAAACUCCUCCAAACUCAUCCAUUUCCUUCCAAUUUUUUUACCAUACUUUAUAUCAUUUUGUUUCCUUUCCACCAUUUCAUUCACACUUCAUUCUUUCUGCCUGAUUUGUUUUCACUUGUAAAGAGCAUUUGAGUUCCAGCAGACCAAAGCAAUUUUGAUUUUCACUGCUUUAUUUGAUGCAACACUGGGUCUACACCACUUUCAGUUGUCCAUCAGUCUUUUGUCACCAGUCCACUUCACUCCACACACUCGCUGUUCUUUGGAAAUUCAUCCACGUUUUCCAGAACCAAAGCUGUAGACCUUGAGACUUCACUGCUCCUCAAAGCCAAAUCACUGCUAGGCUGAAUGAGGAAAGAGAGACAAAGAGACAUUUGGGAUAGUAAGAAAUGGGACACUGUACGUUGACAGGAAAGGUCAGGAUGUCAGGAUGGCAGAAAAUCGCAGGGAGAUUGAGGUUGGACGGGAAUAAAGGAAAGCGAAGAAAGAUGAAGAGGUGGGCGACAAUGGAUGGAUGUUCUAGGCAUUGGAACAGGGCUGUCACUGUCAAUUAUAAUAGUUCAUAUUAUGACAGUUAAACGAAUAAUACCAAUUAUUUUGACGAUUAAAAAAGGCCUAACACUACAAAUAAGACUUGAAGAUAACAAACCAUUCCUAACCCUUUAAAGAUUAUGAUGUACUUUAUUUGCAAAAAGAUAAACUAGGAAGACUUCUAGUAUAGCUUACAUCAGCUUUUACUAUCGAUUAUUUUACUAACGGAGUAAUCUACAUAUUAUUUUGGUGAUUAAUAGAGUAAUUAGAGUUUUUAGAAAAGGCCAAACGAUAUGGACGAAACAAUAUCAAAUCAUGAAUAGAAGAUUCCAAACCAAUGUGAAAAAGCCUUAAAAAGACUUUGUUAUAUGCAGUAUACAUGAAAACACCACAUGGCAAAAAAGAAUGCCUGUGAAUGAGUGGCUAAUUAGGCUUUCUCCCUACUUUAAGUGAGAAUAUGCAUCAUAAUCAUGUGAGCGGUCAACUAAUCACUGCUGAUUCACUGAUCAAGUAAAUUUUAAUGUAUUAUUUACUUGGUUUAUUUACUUUAGCAUUGCGUAAUUGAGUUUAAUCGUGUAAUCGUGACAGCCCUCCAGUGGCAGAGAGAGAUAUGAGAGGGGAAAAGGAACGUAUGACUAGAAGGGCUUAGUAAGGUCUAUAAGAAAAGGUACAGGUUUUUCAGAGUGUUUUACUUUUAUUUAAGUUGAGCACUGACGUGUGCAGGUUAGGACUUCUCAGUAAGGGGAUCUUCACUGACUGCUGUGGUGAGGCGAGCUAGCUGGACAUUGCAUAAAAGCUUUCAAUGGUAUCAAACCAAUGUAC